This is a messenger RNA of Salvelinus namaycush (lake trout), 5076 nucleotides long. RefSeq names its product MICAL-like protein 2. The record is from RefSeq and is a predicted model, not a curated record. The transcript has 16 exons. Bases 109 to 3615 code for a protein of 1168 amino acids. Lineage: Eukaryota; Metazoa; Chordata; Actinopteri; Salmoniformes; Salmonidae. Gene Ontology annotation, molecular function: protein binding.
GGGGAGUGACAAGAUGGAGGCGCGGUGGCUUCAACCCUAUGUGUUAUCUAGUGUAUUUAUAUAACUAAUGGAACAGAACCACGCGGACGACUUUCUCUCUCUUUUUUUAUGCAGUUGCCCCAAUCAUUCGUUAGAAGUUGGAUUAAAAAAAAAACAUUUUCCCGUAAGGCUGAUUUCAGUCACUCGUCUAUUUAUUCAAGUUGUGAAAACUCAACUAGUUGCCGUCAGUUCGUGAACUUGGUUCGCGUCUUACCGCUUGCACUCGGUUCGGGGUUUCGGGAGAGAACUAGGAUGUCUGCGGUGAAAGCGCUUCAACAGUGGUGUAAGAUCCAGGUUCAGGGUUACAGAGAUGUCACGAUCACCAAUAUGACAACUUCUUUCAGGGACGGGAUGGCUUUCUGCGCCCUCAUUCACCGAAACAGACCCGACCUCAUUGACUUUGAUUCCCUGAUGAAGGAGAAUGUCUAUGACAACAACCACCUGGCGUUCCGGGUAGCGGAGGAUGAGUUGGGGAUCCCAGCUCUGUUAGAUGCUGAGGACAUGGUGGCCCUGAAGAUACCAGACAGACUCAGUAUUCUGACAUAUGUCUCACAAUACUACAACUACUUCCAUGGCAAAUCACCUAUUGGCGGCAUGGCGGGGAUAAAGCGUCCAGCGGAGGCGUCCACAGAAGAGGGGCCUUCUGGGAAAAAGAACCAAGCAGUUGUCUCCAAGGUCUUCCCCGCCUCUUCCCCCUCUAAAUCCGCUACAGAGAACCGCCCUCCCUCCUCCUCCUCACCCAAAUCCUCAACCAGACCAGACAGGGCAGCGCAGAAGGAUGUGUUGUCGGAGCGCUCCAAUAAGACGGGGACUCUGAGCAGUAAGUGUUCCGUGUGUAAUAAACACGUUCAUCUGGUCCAGAGACACCUAGUGGAUGGGAGGCUGUAUCACAGGAGCUGUGCCAGGUGUAGUGAGUGUUCCACCACUCUACUGUCUGGUAACAGUAAACCUGGACCAACACCAGGCUCCUUCAUCUGUACCUCCCACCACCACCCCCAGGGGGCACUGCCAACACACACCCCUCUCCGAGACCUGCCCAAAAACAACCCUACUACCCCUGCUGCCUCCAAAUACACCCCUCACCCUCCUCCCACUGUCAAGACCACCCCUCUCUCAGACCUGCCCAAAAACAACCCUACUACCCCUACCUCCAAAUACACCCCUCACCCUCCUCCCACUGUCAAGACCACCCCUCUCUCAGACCUCUCCAGGAAUACCCCCGGACCCAAAUACACAGACCCCCCGAAAUCCACCCCAGCUCCGACACCCACCAGUACCCCCUCCAAAUUUGGCCCUAGCUGGCUGAGCUCCAAAUCCGACGGAUCCAAAACCAACACCCCCUCUGCCUUCUCCUCGCGGCCCAGCCCGGGGCUCUCCUCCCUGGGCAUAGUGAGCCCUGCAGCCUCUGGACCCACCACCCACUCUGCCUCCUCCUCGCGACCCAGCCCGGGGCUCUCCUCCCUGGGCAUAGUGAGCCCUGCAGCCUCUGGACCCACCACCCACUCUGCCUCCUCCUCGCGACCCAGCCCGGGGCUCUCCUCCCUGGGCGUAGUGAGCCCUGCAGCCUCUGGACCCAUCAUCCCCUCUGCCUCCUCCUCGCGGCCCAGCCCGGGGCUCUCCUCCCUGGGCAUAGUAAGCCCUGCAGCCUCUGGACCCAUCACAGUCCCACGGAGCUUCAACACUACAACUAGCGCCACCACUCCCACAGCAUCCCAGACCCAGCAGGCACGGCUCCAGUUCUUCCAGUCUGGGAACGCCCCUACUGGGCAGGAGAACCAGGGCCAGACUCAGGCACAGAGUCGACCCACAAAUAAAGUCCCCAACGCCGGCACGCAGGGGACAGUAGUGGGGGUUGGCCAGGGUGUGAGUGUGGUAGUGAGUUUGGGUGGCGGUGGGGUAGCGGAUAAGGGAGGGGAUAAGGGUUGGGGAGGGGCUAAGUGUGGGGAUAAGGGUUCAGGUUGGGGAGGGGCUAAGGGUGGGGAUAAGGGUUCAGGUUGGGGAGGGGCUAAGGGUGGGGAUAAGGGAGGGGAUAAGGGUUGGGGUGGGGAUAAGGGAGGGGAUAAGGGUUCAGGUUGGGGUGGGGCUAAGGGUGGGGCUAAGGGUGGGGAUAAGGGUUGGGGUGGGGAUAAGGGUGGGGAUAAGGGUGGGGAUAAGGGUUGGGGUGGGGAUAAGGGUGUGAAUGUGGUGGUAGGUGGGGACAGGGAUGUGGUUCAGGGUAGAGGUAGAGUUGUCUUCAAGAUGGAUGGUGAUGUGAAAGCCUCUCCAUCUAAAGAAGACUGCAGUACCAAGACCCAGGCAGCUGCUGUCAUCACUAAGAAACUAACAGACAACACCACCAACCACACCACCACAACAGCUGCUGCUGUCAUCACUAAGAAACUAACAGACAACACCACAACACCAGCUGCUGUCAUCACUAAGAAACUAACAGACAACACCACACCACCAGCUGCUGCUUCCAGUCCUCCCUGGCACCCUGUAGGACUGAAGAAGACUGAGAACAGAUCUCCCUCUCUCAGACAUGCCCCUGCUGAAACACCUAAGAAAGAGACAGAGACUCCUAAAAAGGGGACUGGGGGGGGCAGAGUUAAGCUAAAAGCAGACCCUUCUCUCCUCGCCCCCCUCGCCCCCAACACCUCCACCCCGACCCCAGCCAGCAGAACAGGACUGGGGAACAAAACCCUAGAUAAGGCCCCCGGAGCUGCUUCUCCCAGCAACACUAUGGCAACAGCAGACAACAGCAGCUCUCCUGCUGACUGGCGGUCCAGGCUCAAACCUGCCUCCAAGCCUGUAGGACCUAAAGACUCCUCUCCCCUCCACCCUGACAUUCAGAAGGCUGAAACCCUGCCUCGGCCCUGGGCCGGCGGAUCAGGAAACCCCCAGGCUUCAGUCCCUGCUGGGUCUACUCUGGCCCCCUCCAGCCCUCCAGACGCCUCCUCACCCAGCCCGCUGAACACCGGCCCUGGGACAUGGGCAGGCGUCCUGACAGGGAAGAGCUCAGCGACAGCUAACGGCUCCAACACAGACACCAAGACACCUAAACCAGGUAAACCGGACUACAUCCCGAAGGAAGAGAUCCUCAGAGAGCUUCAGGAGAUAGAGGACAGUGUUAAUGAGUUGGAGAGGAAAGGAGUGGACCUGGAGAAACAACUACGUGCCUGUGAAGAGGAGGGAGAAGAGGACGUGGUGAUGGAUGACCUGAUGGUGGAAUGGUUCAACCUCAUCAGAAACAAGCAGGUGUCCAUGAGGAGAGAGUCAGAACUGGUCUACAUAGCGAAGACACAGGACUUAGAGGAACAGCAGCCCAGUGUAGAGCAGGAGCUGAGGAGACUCAUGGACAAACCUGAGCGGCUGAAGACGUCGUGGGACCGGCGUAGAGAAGAGGAGUUGAUGGUCAAGCUGGUGGAUAUCGUCAAUGACAGGAACGCCAUCAUAGAAGGACUGGACGAUGACAGACUCAGGGAGGAUGAGGAAGAUGAGCAGCUCAAUAAGAUGAUGAAGAACCUAGACACAAAGAAAGAGAAGAAGAAGAAGUCUAGCUUCAAGUUGUUUGGGAGGAACAAGAAGGAGGGAUGAUACCGCGGGGAGGAACUCUGGGACACACUGUUACCCUGCUUUACAUCUGGUUAUUAACAAGGAGGAGGGAUGAUACCGCGGGGAGGAACUCUGGGACACACUGUUACCCUGCUUUACAUCUGGUUAUUACUGUGUUUAUAGUUGAUGUAUUGAAGUCUGUUGGCUCUCUGGUUCAUGUGUCUAUAAUACCCUCCUGACAUGCGUGUGACCCCUCAUUGUCAUCCAUGUCAUCACACUGUCCUCUCAGUGUCAAGCUGAAACCCAGUAUAACACUACACACAGCACAUCCACACUGUGUCUGUAUGUAAUAUGUGUGUAAUGUGUGUGUGUGUGUGUGUGUGUGUGUGUGUGUGUGUGUGUAAUGUGUGUGUGUGGUUUGUUAAUCUGUAUGAUGGGGAUUAUGUAGGGAUUAGAAGAUAUCAAAGGAGCUAUGGCCUCGCUGUCUGUGACAUCACAAUGACUCACUGCUAAUGUCUGACAUCACUCACUCAACCGUGUGCCCUUUGCCCUCUGCUGUUUACAAGCUAUAGAGAGAAGUUGUUUUGUUGAGGGGUCGGACAACUCUUCUUAUGACAUACCAUCACGCUUCUCUAUAGCUUCAUCUGUCCACGGGAUGGUUUAUCUUCUGACUCCAGAUCAGAUGUUAGCUCUGUAAUCGCCCCCCUAGUUCAUCUUUUAUAAUGUUAUGUCCUGACUGCAGAUCAGAUGUUAGCUCUGUAAUCGCCCCCUAGUUCAUGUUUUAUAAUGUUAUGUCCUGACUCCAGAUCAGAUGUUAGCUCUGUAAUCGCCCCCUAGUUCAUGUUUUAUAAUGUUAUGUCCUGACUCCAGAUCAGAUGUUAGCUCUGUAAUCGCCCCCUAGUUCAUGUUUUAUAAUGUUAUGUCCUGACUCCAGAUCAGAUGUUAGCUCUGUAAUCGCCCCCUAGUUCAUGUUUUAUAAUGUUAUGUCCUGACUCCAGAUCAGAUGUUAGCUCUGUAAUCACCCCUCUAGUUCGUUUUAUAAUGUUAUGUCCUGACUCCAGAUCAGAUGUUAGCUCUGUAAUCGCCCCCUAGUUCAUGUUUUUUAAUGUUAUGUCCUGACUCCAGAUCAGAUGUUAGCUCUGUAAUCGCCCCCUAGUUCAUGUUUUAUAUUGUUAUGUCCUGACUGCAGAUCAGAUGUUAGCUCUGUAAUCGCCCCCUAGUUCAUGUUUUAUAAUGUUAUGUCCUGACUCCAGAUCAGAUGUUAGCUCUGUAAUCGCCCCCUAGUUCAUGUUUUUUAAUGUUAUGUCCUGACUCCAGAUCAGAUGUUAGCUCUGUAAUCGCCCCCUAGUUCAUGUUUUAUAAUGUUAUGUCCUGACUCCAGAUCAGUGAUGAGUGUCUUAUGAGCUUUUAUUAAGCAGCAUUUUGCAUUGAUCAAAGUUAAUGUGUAUAAAUGCUGGCCUUUCAGCCAAAGGGUUUUUAUUCAGUAUAAGAGACUCGCUUUUA